AUGGUUGUCAAAAGAAGCAUUAGGUGGAAGGAACUUGCAACACAUGAACAAAUUGCUAAUCCGCCAAAAAGAAGUCGAACAUCUUCAUAUUCGAGCUCACAACAAGUCUUAUCGGAUGGUCACGUAGGAGUUAAUCUUAAUGAUGAUAACGACGACAUUGAAGAAAUACGCCCACCUCCUCCUCGAAUGGGAAGGGACAAAACAAAAGCUCGAGCAAAAGGAAAAGGGAAAGCGACAUCUUCAAAUUCUUCGGUCGGAACCGAGCGGUCAGCUAGAUUGAAAGAAAUGAUGACACAAACGGCACACUUGAAUUCAACUUUGGAGAGGCAUAUGGUUGAAACCGUCCGACUCACUGAGUAUUCAUUGUUAAUGCAAGAUGUAAGACACCUUGAUCCCGAAGAUCAAGAGGCGGCUAAAGCAGUAUAG
Lactuca saligna is the source of this 426-nucleotide messenger RNA. The record is from the annotation of a GenBank genome assembly. NCBI's taxonomy places the organism in Eukaryota, Viridiplantae, Streptophyta, Magnoliopsida, Asterales, Asteraceae.